This is a messenger RNA of Suillus subalutaceus, 933 nucleotides long. RefSeq lists its product as uncharacterized. The record is from RefSeq and is a predicted model, not a curated record. Bases 131 to 694 code for a protein of 187 amino acids. Lineage: Eukaryota; Fungi; Basidiomycota; Agaricomycetes; Boletales; Suillaceae. The transcript is spliced from 2 exons.
CGUGUCUUCAGAUCAUAAUCGGGUGCACUGCAUAUUCGAUGUCGUAGAGUCCGAUGUCCUAUACGCAAACCCGAGUAUCAGAUGACAGACGCUUUUCCUCUCAUUCUCUGGGAUUACACAUACAACUCAGAUGUCAGAUGGCAAAUGGACAACCAUGAUGUUACCACCCAAUAUCAUUUUCCACCACUUCAAGACUUUCCCUUUCAGUCAUACAAGACUGAAACCUCACACUCCCUUGUUCGAACUUGGGCCGAGAACAGGUCCUCAGUGUCCCACUCGGUGCAGGGACGUAGAAGCGCGGAUCAAGACCCUCAUAUUCUCUCCUCCAACUGCGAUCGCUCCCAUGUGCUCACGCCUCUGCGAAAAUGAAGACACCGCUACGCUGAGUCCUCCUAUUUUUGCACCGGAGAGGAUAAAAAUAGGCCACGGAAAUUGUCAAUAUGCACCACCCAAUACUGAGUCGCAGUUUACUUCUCCUAGUCUCAUCUGCAGAGAUUCACAUUGUCACAUAUUUAUCGCAAGUUCAAUGCAGACUUAUGGAACUGAAUUGUAUACUCUCUUCCUGUUGAGUAUCCAGAAACCGACUAUCGAAGAGCUCCUUGACGAGGAUGUCCGUUGUGACAUCCUGGUGCACCUACGUCCAAUAUCACCCUCAAUUCAAUGUCACCUAUCGUGCCAGAACUUCUCAUGUUAGCCCCUACUCUUCGCAUUGCCUCAAUUUCAUCCCCUGUUCGCUUGCUUUCGCCCAGUGUCCAGUUAUUUUUUCACGCCCCACAGCUACACGCAUCGUUUUCAUAGUGCUCUCGUUAUCACUGCAUUCGUCGUGGAUGUCGCGAUUACAUGCUGUACAGUGAACACUUGCAAUGAACUACAUAUUCCAUCCUAUCUCUUAUCUCGGAUUUUUAUCCCACUCUGAAUAUACCCCACUUGAAC